Molecule: messenger RNA, 5752 nt
Organism: Pecten maximus
Lineage: Eukaryota; Metazoa; Mollusca; Bivalvia; Pectinida; Pectinidae
Product: poly(U)-specific endoribonuclease-B-like
Exons: 6
Coding region: 140-1087 (315 amino acids)
Molecular function (GO): RNA endonuclease activity
Source: RefSeq, a predicted model, not a curated record
CGGACAACUUUUGUAUUGCCGGGGGGAGUUUGGCUGUUUGGAACAUCGGGAAGCACCGGACCCGUCAAAUUUGACAUCAGUCUCAAAGUUACAGUGUUUUGUAGGGAAAGUGGGUGACGUGGACCGCCUCUUUUUCAUUAUGGCAUACUAUCAACAGAGAAAAGGGAAGGGACACAGCGACAACCUACCAGAUCCCCUGGUGUCAGAGGAGGCGUUAGAACAAGUCCUUAAUGAACUGUGGGCUUGUGACAACCAAAAGUGUUACCAUGGACAAGAUUUUGAAGUGUAUUUACAAGGGAGAGCCAGCACCAGGACAGAGAGAGAUGUUUCUAGACACUCCCUAUUUGAGUACUUUGACGAGGAAAAGAUAUUUUCCAUGGACACAUAUUCUGCUUUCAAGGAACUUUUGAACAACUAUACACUUGAGUGUGGUGAAGCAGAGCAGGUGACACCAGAAGAAGUCAAAGAAAAUCGCCAGUUCAUUGAGGCUGUGAUGAAAUCAGAGGUCAUGAAGAAGACUCGGGCUUGGCUUAUUUCAAAAGAUUUGUUGAAUGACCAAUUCUACACGCCAGACUGUGUUAUGGAAGAAAGGGGCCUUGAUUUUGACUUCAACUUCAUGAAGAUGUUGUACAAACUUUGGUUUACACUGUACAGAAGGACAAAGGGAGAUAGGGACUUGGAUUCUAGCAGCUUUGAGCACGUGUUUGUUGGUGAGGCAAAGGAAGGAAAAAUUGUUGGUCUGCAUAACUGGUUACAGUUUUAUCUGGAGGAAAAAGCCGGUCGUAUUGACUACCAUGGUUUCUUUGGUUUUAAAACGGACACCAAUGACGAAUCCUUUCGUCUACUCACCCUCCAGUUUGAGAUGGUUGGCGAUGAGGAGGAAGAUGAAGAUGUAGGAGGCAUCAAGAAAAUGAGCAGCAUAUUUCUUGGAACCAGUCCUGAGUUUGAAUUGGCUGCUUAUACCAUCCUUUAUCUUACCAAAAUGUUUGGAAAACACAAUAUGAAAAUUGCGGAGUACGAAGUUAUGACAGAAUGCUACCCUUUUGGUAGCUUUGGUGUCGGAACGGCAUACAUUGGCUGUCGUUAAUUAUCUAAAUGUCUCAUCCAUCAAAUAUAGACAUAUAUAAAAACAUAUCUUAUAUACAAUUAUUAAAUAUACAAUAGGUACAUGGUUCACUGAGACACACCUUGUAACGUUAAGCAUAUAUAAGGUUGGUAUAUAACUAUAUGGUAGAAGUACUCGGAGACAGGGUUUGUUGUAAUAGGGUGUUUGAGUAAGAGACUUGCUGAAGUCAUGUUAAUCUUGUUUUGAGUUCACUGUCGGUACUUGGUUAAACAGAUAAACACAUGCUUUGAGAACCUAAGACUUUGAAACAACACAGAAGUUAAAGGUGAAAUACCAGGUAUUGAUCAACACCCAUUAAUGAAAGUUUUAUAACACCAAAAAGAUAUGUGUAGACAUGAAUUAUAAAGAGAUUUUAGGUACGGGGGUGAUAUAAUUUUAUGUAACCUAUAGAGAUCACGUAGAGUAGUUCAAGCAGCAACAGGUUACCUACAUAAUCACCAUAGACAGAUUCUUCCUUUCUUAUUUUAUGUGAUUUAUUACUAGAUCUUUCACCUCUAAAUCAAUAACCAAUUUUACUGACUUUUCAAUGUCAUACUAAGGUAAAAUGAAUAAGACCCAAGUUUAAUAAGAAUAUACCCCUGGUAGUUGAAAAAAAAAAAAUCAGCAGUGCAUUCUUAGAGUCCAAUGAACCACGACCACUGGGAGUUAGAUAAUGCCCAUUUACUGUAAAAGGUCAAUGUUAUACUUUGAGCUUAUCAUGACAAGUCUGUCAAUUUAUUAGCCACAAUCACAAAAUAUUAUGAAGUUUGAAUUUCAAAUUGUAUAAAUUGUCUCAACAAACGAGUGUGAAGUUAACCAUUGUUUUACUGCUGCAACAUGACUCGCACAUUGAGUGAGUGAAGGUGGUCACUGAGAAGAUGUAGACUAUAUAUUAUACUUAUCAUCAAAUAAUCAAGCAAAUACCAAGGAUUUCUUGUUUUGAGUUAGAAAUUGGUCAUGCAGGCAAAGGCUGUAUUUUAAACAUACUUUUGUAAUAUGUUACAGACUAUUUUUGACUACUGAUUUUUCAUUUAAUUCAAACAUUUACAAUUUUGUAAUCUUUUAAUUAAUACCUCAGAUAUCUUUUGUAUAAUUCCUGAAUGAUAUUAACUCUAGCUGAUAUUGGGUACAUCAUCAUGUAUUCCCCUGUAAACGGUCCAAGGCCAUAACUCUAGCUGAUAUUAGGUAUUCACCUGUAAACAGUCCAAGGCCAUUUUCGUUUUUCACGGUCCAAAAGGUUGGACCAGUUGGGCCGGUGUUGUUCAUUUUUGAAAUAAAGAUGGACCUGGUGAUUUUAUAUUGUUUUUAGACGAGCCUUGACAAAGACUUUCAAUUAAGGCCUGUAUUAACAUUUGCUGAUCGGUCAAGAUAUAUGUUUGAAAUACAGUAUGUAACUGUUUGUAUGGAAUAUUACACAUAUACACUAUGACAAGGAACACGAGGAUUGAGAAUUUACCUACAAUAUGUAAAACUAUUGUUCCAAGGAUUAUAUGACAUACUUUCCUGGUAAUUUUCAUAAAAAUUUGCGUGGGGUGCUUUGCAAAAAUAAAUAAUACUACAUGUAGUCUUUUGUAUGUUUAAAACUCUAUGUGGAGGUCACAAUUAAUUAAGUAACUGUAAAAACAGGCUAUUUAAAAUUGAUUUGUUUUCAUUUUGAUUUAAGUAUGUUUGUUUUCUUGUGAAAUUAUUGAUUUGUUUUGUAUUGAAAGGAAGAAAAGUUGUGUUUUCCCUGAAAAUUAAAUGUAUACAUUUAUUAUUAUCAUUAUUUAGAUUUAUUGAAUGAAUACUGUCAAGCAAUAAGUUUGUGUUCUAUACAGAUUUAAAGUGUGCGGGUACAAGCCAGUUGAGUUAGUUUAGUCUAUUUUGUUAAUGGUGGUUGUUAGUUACUAAUGACGUACUUUGUAGUAAUUUACAUUUUCUAAUCUUUCUUGCCCUCUACGCAGGUUACUGUGACAUGGACUGUUAUAAUACUGCAUAAUUAUAAUGUAUAUCUACGUACAGUGAAACCUGACCUUAGACAGGGCUCAAAGUGCAUAUUUUUACCAGGUGGCCUAUUUGGCUACCAAGUUAUAAAAUCUAGGCGCCAACUGGAGAAGUUAGUUGCGAGGUCAAGUUGUUUUAACUUUAAAAAAAAUCUUUUAAUUCUUUAAUACAGUAAAACAUCUCUCUGUAACUUUUUCAAUUGUGAGCGUCAUUUUAGCAUUGACUAAACUUUUGAAAGAUUAACCAAAUCGCAAAUUUACACAAUGUUUGUUAGUGGCCAUGUAGGCUUCUUGCAGGUCAAUAACUGGUCGCCAAUGGUGAAUUUAAGACUGCCAUGGCCACUAAAAUAGGUGCCACUUUGAGCCCUGUUAGUGACACCAGGUUGAACCUCACAGGUUGUUAGCUAAGACAGGUUUCACUGUGAAAAUUAUUACUCAUUAUAUAUUACUUGCCAUUUAUUGUACUAACUUUUAUAACCUUAUUUAAGUUUUACUGAUAUUAGAUAUAUAUACAUGUACAGACAGUGACUAAGAUUUUUUUACUGAUAUUGAAUACUUAUACAUGUACAGACAGUGACUAAGUUCUUUUACUGAUAUUAAAUACUUAUACAUGUACAGACAGUGACUAAGUUCUUUUACUGAUAUUAAAUACUUAUACAUGUACAGACAGUGAGAUGAGAUUACUGGACCAGUAAAAGGACCUUUCGGUAUGUUGUAAUGUGUUAAUAGUGCCUGUCAAGGUAACAAUUGUGGACUGGAGUCGCUCAUUUAUAUAAUGAUUUAAAUUUUCCAAUGCAAAAUAGUCAUUCUCAAAACCAGAGAUUUUGAAAACAAACUCAAACUUUUUUUUAUUACAUUAUACAUAUGAGGAUAAAGAUGUUUUUAGAAAAAUAAAAGGCAACAAACUAAUAAGUAUUCUCCCAUUUUGAACUUGAGAUCUCCAGUCUGACCCAGGCUAAUACAUUAUGGCCAAAACUGUGUAUAAAGUUCAUUAUAAUGAAAACUAAUGGCAUCUUAAAAGGCACAAUGAAAACAGCUGAGGAUAAGCAAUAAUGUUUUGUCCAUAUUUGGAAAAAUAAAAAAUAAAAUGUGUCUUCUAACAGUACAUUGAGGCUAAAUAAAACUUUGAUUUUAACAAAAUUUUGAAAAAAGUUUUAUCAAUAUACAAUGUACAUAUACGGUUAUGAAUUAAUUUUGAAAUAAAGGUUGUUAUGUUAAUUACUACCGUUAUUAAACUAAGCUUAUUUUUAUUAUCAUUGAUACAUAUUACUAAAACUUAUCCUAUUCUUGAUAAGCAUGUGUGUUACUAAAUUGAUAUUAAUAAUGAUACAAAUUUACAAAGCUGCACAGUUCACUGCUUGUGUUACGACAGAUGACCUGUACGGCCAUUACUUGUGUUACAACAGAUGACCUGUACUGCCAGUACUUGUGUUACAACAGAUGACCUGUACGACCAGUACUUGUGUUACGACAGAUGACCUGUAUGACCAGUACUUGUGUUACGACAGAUGACCUGUACGGCCAGUACUUUUGUUACAACAGAUGACCUGUACGGCCAGUACUUGUGUUACGACAGAUGACCUGUACGGUCAGUACUUUUGUUACAACAGAUGACCUGUACGGCCAGUACUUGUGUUACGACAGAUGACCUGUACGGUCAGUACUUUUGUUACAACAGAUGACCUGUACGGCCAGUACUUUUGUUACAACAGAUGACCUGUACGGCCAGUACUUGUGUUACGACAGAUGACCUGUACGGUCAGUACUUGUGUUACAACAGAUGACCUGUACGGCCAGUACUUGUGUUACGACAGAUGACCUGUACGGUCAGUACUUUUGUUACAACAGAUGACCUGUACGGCCAGUACUUGUGUUACGACAGAUGACCUGUACGGCCAGUACUUGUGUUACGACAGAUGACCUGUACGGCCAGUACUUUUGUUACAACAGAUGACCUGUACGGCCAGUACUUGUGUUACGACAGAUGACCUGUACGGUCAGUACUUUUGUUACAACAGAUGACCUGUACGGCCAGUACUUGUGUUACGACAGAUGACCUGUACGGCCAGUAAUGUGUUACAACAGAUGACCUGUACUCCCAGUACUUUUGUUACAACAGAUGACCUGUACGGCCAGUACUUGUGUUACAACAGAUGACCUGUACGGCCAGUGCUUGUGUUACAACAGAUGACCUGUAUGGCCAGUACUUGUGUUACAACAGAUGACUUGUACGGCCAGUACUUGUGUUACAACAGAUGACCUGUACGGCCAGUACUUUUGUUACAACAGAUGACCUGUACUGCCAGUACUUUUUUUACAACAGGUGACCUGUACUGCCAGUACUUUUGUUACAUAGGGUUAUUGGUGUCCUGGGUAAAUUCUAGUCACUCUAUGAUCAUUUGGUUUUGAUUAUCAGUACUUGUAGAGCAUUAUAUUUUCUUCAAUAUCUUUGAUGUAAAACCGAAUUAGUGUAUAUUUAAUUUUGAUUUUCUACCUCUGUAUCUUGGUAAACUUGUUGCAAUUAUUUGAGGUGCCUUUUUGAAAUAUUUUUAUGCAAAUUAGAAAUAUUCAAUGUUGAGAUUACUGUUGUUACACACCUGUAAAAGAGAGUUUUCAAAUAAACCUGUCCAUGAUCAUGUUUUCUAAAUAAAUCUCUUUGUCUUAA